Messenger RNA from Acanthoscelides obtectus, 4874 nucleotides. The record is from the annotation of a GenBank genome assembly. NCBI's taxonomy places the organism in Eukaryota, Metazoa, Arthropoda, Insecta, Coleoptera, Chrysomelidae.
UCUAGUUUGAUAUAAGCGAUCUAACGACAUUAUUGCAUCUCUUGCUACGAGUGGCAACAGUGCUUAUCGGCUAUCAUGUUUACCCUACUCUUGAAACGCGAGAGAAAAAUGUGUCAUAUUUUCCUCACGUGCCCUGGCUGAUAUUGAUAGGAGCGAUACGGGCUGAUGGCAGGCCAUAGUCCGCCGAUCCACGUUGUAAUGGUCCCCCAAGUUUUGCUCUGGUGUCAGUCAGCUGUUGGCAGCCAUGUUGCGCCGCAGAUUGUUCAGUUUCAGCGGCGUGGGGUUGAUCACCGUCAACGGGAGGGCUGCGGCCGUCACUUUUAGGCCGGCUAGAUCGUUCGUGCAGGGCGUUAGGAAUGCUUCCACUAAGCCUAAACCGGUGACUGGCAUCGAUAAGAAGAGCUUUAUCGACAGGAGGCCUAGUACGUUCACCGAUAGGAGUCAACUCAAGCUAGCUAGAAGGCUAGUCGUUAAACUAGGAAGUGCUGUGAUCACAAGAGAAGAUGAAUACGGUUUAGCUUUAGGUAGAUUGGCAUCGAUUGUAGAACAGGUAGCAGAAUGUCAGCUGGAAGGCAGAGAGUGUAUCAUGGUAACCAGCGGUGCCGUGGCUUUCGGCAAACAGAAACUGACUCAAGAACUGCUCAUGUCGCUUUCGAUGAGAGAAACGCUCUCACCUACAGACCAUACCAGAGAGGAAGCCCCAACUUUGGUGGAACCCAGAGCUGCAGCGGCCGUAGGCCAAUCAGGACUAAUGUCACUAUACGACGCCAUGUUCUCGCAAUAUGGCGUCAAAAUCGCUCAGGUUUUGGUCACCAAAGCUGACUUUUACAAUGAAGAAACAAGGAGGAAUCUGAUCAGUACAUUGUCCGAAUUGAUCUCCUUGAACAUCGUACCUAUCAUCAACACCAAUGACGCUGUAUCGCCGCCACCCCAGAUCGACGAACCUAUUGGAGGUAAGGGAGGAAAAAAAGGCAUAUCGCUAAAGGACAACGACAGCUUGGCAGCCAUGUUGGCCGCCGAAGUCCAAUCGGACUUGCUGAUUCUGAUGUCAGACGUCGACGGGAUUUACAACAAACCACCGUGGGAACAAGGCGCGAAGUUCUUGCAUACAUUCACUUCGGAUCAAAGGAAUACCAUCGAGUAUGGAAAGAAAUCGAAAGUCGGUACGGGAGGCAUGGAUUCAAAGGUAAAUGCAGCUUGUUGGGCAUUGGACAGAGGCGUAACUGUGGUAAUUUGCAACGGCAUGUUGGACAAGGCUAUUAAGACGAUUUUGGGGGGAAGAAAAGUCGGUACUUUCUUCACCGAAUCGACCGCUGGCGGAACUCCCACUGAAGUCAUAGCGGAAAAUGCUAGAAUCGGCGGUCGUAUUCUAGCGACGGCAACACCUGAAGAACGCGCGUCCGCGGUGCACACAUUGGCCGACUUGUUGAUCUCAAAACAAGCCGAAAUUUUGGAUGCGAAUCAGAAGGAUCUGCAAGAAGCCACCAGGUCAGGACUGGCCAAGCCGUUGCUUUCUAGGUUAUCUCUGACUCCAGCCAAGUUGAAGAAUCUCGCUGUCGGAUUGAAACAGAUCGCCGAUUCUAGUCACAGGAACGUGGGAAGGGUUUUACGAAGAACAAGGUUGGCAGAUGGUCUGGAACUGAAACAGAUCACAGUCCCAAUCGGUGUCUUGAUGGUGAUUUUCGAAUCCAGACCUGAUUCUCUACCCCAAGUAGCUGCCCUAGCUAUCGCUUCUGGAAACGGACUUCUGCUAAAAGGAGGCAAGGAAGCUGCACAUAGCAACAAGGCUCUGAUGGAGUUGGUUACGGAAGCACUAAGCACCAUAGGAGCGAAAAACGCCAUUUCUUUGAUUUCGACAAGGGAAGAAAUCGGUGACCUUUUAUCGAUGGAACAGCAUAUUGACUUAGUUAUUCCAAGAGGAUCCAGCGAUCUGGUGAGAAAUAUUCAGGAACAAAGUAAACAUAUUCCUGUGAUGGGACACGCCGAAGGUAUUUGCCACGUGUACGUAGACAAAGACGCCGAUCUCCAGAAAUCCUUGAAAAUCGUCAGGGACUCGAAAUGUGAUUACCCGGCAGCGUGCAACGCGAUGGAAACCCUGCUCAUCCACCAAGAUCUCAUGGAGGGCGAUUUCUUCUCGGAAGUAUGCAAUAUGUUGAAGAAAGAAAGCGUUAAAAUAUACUCUGGUCCAAGAUUGAAUGAAAUGUUGACGUUUGGUCCACCCCCUGCAAAAACAAUGAAAUACGAAUAUGGAGCCCUGGAAUGUUGUAUUGAAGUCGUCAAGAGUAUGGACGAGGCUGUGAACCACAUUCACACUUUUGGAAGUGGACAUACAGAUGUUAUUUGCACGGAGAACAGAGACGCAGCCAAGGCGUUCCAAGCGAAGGUCGACAGCGCAUGCGUCUUCCACAAUGCCAGUUCCCGAUUUGCGGACGGUUUCCGUUUCGGUCUGGGAGCGGAAGUAGGCAUCAGUACCGCCAGGAUUCACGCCAGAGGUCCUGUUGGAGUCGAGGGUCUUCUCACCACCAAAUGGGUGCUCGAUGGAAUCGACCAUGCUGCAUCUGACUUUUCAGAGACUGGCGGAAGACAGUGGUUGCACGAAACGCUGCCUCUUGACCAAUAGGAGAGUAAAAAUGUGCUCAAAUUGUUGAAUUAUUUAAUAAGGAAUCGUCUACAUACCUUCUUAUUGGUCUAUAAGGUGUUCCAUAUAACUUAGGCUCACAUGAAUGGUCUUGAAAUGUAAACGCAGGCCCUCAAGUGGAGAUUGAAGAUGUGCGUUUCAGAUUUCAUAGUAGGCACGUCUGUUCAAAAUUUUCAGUUUCCAGCAUUUUCAGAAUAUUCAUAAACUUGACAAUUUUAACAAAAAUUUCAGUACAUCUAAAUACUCGACACUUUCAAAACUGUUGAAACAUUCAGAAUCCUCAAAAUGUUUGGUUUUUUAAGGUUAAAAAAAAUUUACGAAAUCUUCUUUGAAGUAUUCAAACAUUUCUUGAAUAUUCAGUAUUUUGAAAUUUGUCAACUUCAGAUUUUCAGUUUCCAACACUUUCAGAAUGUUAUUAACGAUUUUCCAAAUUUGUCAGUACAUUGAGAACUUCGAAAUUCUUGGCAUUUUCAAAACUUUUUAUAUAUUCAGAAUCCUCAAAAUUUCAUAUUUUAUUGAGGUUACCAAAAAUUUAGGAAUUCUAGAAAUAUUUGAAAGUAUUCCAAAUUUAUUGAAAAUUUUAGAAAAUCCUGAAAAAUGGAAAUAUUCAGAAUUUUGAAAAUUGACGAGAAUUUCAUAUUUUCAGGUUCCAACGAUUUUCAAAAUUCUCAGAACAUUGAGAAUUCGGAACCCUCGACAUUUUCCAAAUUUUUGAAACGUUCAGAAUCCUCAAAAUGUUCGAUCGUUUGAAAGUUUUUACAAAUCCUCGAAAUAUUCUAUGAAGAGCUCAAAAUUUUGUGAAAUUUUGGAUAUCUAAAAAGGUUAGAAAACAUUGAACACUUAAAAAAACUUUGUAAUAUUGAUUCUAAAAAAUUCCAAAAACCUAUAGUAAGUCUACUUUGAAGUUUCUCCUCCUUAAAUGUAGGCCUUAAUAUGUAUAGCCUAGAUAAUAAAGGCUAUUAAAAAAAACCUAACUUAUCAACACGGAAGAACAAUUUUGGAGCAAUAUCUACAUAAUUGGCACUUUAUUUAGUAAAAUUAAAAUACGAUUUAAACGUUUUUCAUUUCCAUGUAUAUGAAUAUGUCUUAUAUUUCAUAAAUGACUGAAUUGGAUUUCUUAUUCACACCAAAUAUAUUCCAAAACUGAUAAAUAAUUAAUUUAUUCUGAUCAAAGGCAGAUAACAAAUUAUUAAAUCUAUUUCAAUUUUUAUCAUAUAUUAAUUGCGACAAAAUUGUUUGAAUUGGGACCACUACACCAGCAAAGUUAACUAGAAAUAUAAAAAUUAAUUGUAAAACUAUUUUAGUAGGAAUUAUGUUAUGUUUUUUAUAUGUAAAUAUAUGAUGUGUUAAAUUUUAAAUAUAUUUUUAUAUAAUGAAUCUUUUAUUUUAUUAUCUGAAAAAACUCCUACAAUUUGACACCUAAACGUUUAGCAACCCUGGCUAAAUGUAGUUGAACAGUUGCUUGACUGAAAAUUGUUGCAAAUCCUUGAAAACAAAAAUUGUCAUAUAACAGUAAAUUUGGGCAUCUGCUCAGAAUGGAAUUCUCUUCAAACUCCAAAAGGCAGCACUGAGAUGCUAGACAGUUAUAGAAAAAUCUGAACAUUAUAACUUUUCCUGCUCGAUAUAUUUACCAUUGCUUGAUGGUUGCAAGAAUUUACACAAAUUUCGGCAAAUGAAUAAAUUCACGAAUAUGAUGCGAGGUACAAGGACAACUUGUACCUCAGUACUGGUUAAGCUUGACUCAAAGAAGCAACAUGAACAUGUCUAUGAAACUGUUUAAUUACCGCAGCAAUUAGGAGAGAUUACAAAGGAUACAUUCAAAAAUCAUGUGAAAAACCUUUUAUUGAAGCUGUUGUGUGUUAAUGAAUACCUACCAGAACACACACAUGUUAUUUUUAAUGUAUUAUGAUUGUGUAAUUGUGCGAGUGCUUCAGACAACAUUACAGGACACUUAUAAUGUAUUUAUCUUGUGUAUGUGUUUUAUUAUGAUGUAAUUUACACUUGACGUAUUUUUUUUUGUCAAAUUCAUGAAUGCCUCUCCACCUGUAAUUUGUAUCUCUCGUUUUUUUCCUCUUUAACUGACAAAAUACGUUUUCUUUUAUAUUUAUGCAAAUAAAGAAAGUAAAAACUUUUGGUUGACACUAUAAAAAAAUUCUAUUCAGAUUAUUUUACUUGGCCUAAUUUUGUCCAAAAAUAUCGCAUCCGUAACUUACAGUUACUUAUGAUACUAAAUAUC